GAACGCGCCUGAGCCAGCGCGCGCGCGCGCCCCCGCGGAACUCCCGCCGGCGGCUGGGCUCUGCCGGAGGCGCGCCCGAUCGCGGCGGCCGCCAACAUGGCCGAGUCGAACGAGGAGGUGGCGGUGCUGGUGCAGAGGGUGGUGAAGGACAUCACCAACGCCUUCCGAAGGAACCCGCACAUAGAUGAAAUUGGCCUGAUCCCAUGCCCUGAAGCAAGAUAUAACCGGAGUCCCAUUGUCCUGGUUGAGAACAAACUUGGUGUGGAGAGCUGGUGUGUCAAGUUCUUAUUACCAUAUGUCCACAACAAGCUCCUUUUGUACAGAACGAGAAAGCAAUGGCUAAACAAAGAUGAACUGGCUGACGUCACCUGCACCCUGCUGCUUCUCAACCCAGACUUCACCACUGCAUGGAAUGUCAGGAAAGAGCUCAUCCUCUCUGGCACUUUAAGUCCAAUUAAGGAUCUGCAUCUGGGAAAACUGGCCUUAACUAAGUUUCCUAAGAGUCCAGAGACAUGGAUUCACAGGCGCUGGGUGCUGCAGCAGUUAAGUCAGGAAACGUUCCUGCCCUCCUCUGUGGCCAAAGGAAGCUUAGGUGCAGUUCCUGCAGAGAGGACACAGCGGAUAAUACAGGAAGAGAUGGAAGUCUGCAGUGAAGCAGCAGGGAGAUAUCCCAGCAACUACAAUGCCUGGUCCCAUCGCAUCUGGGUUUUACAGAACGUGGCCAAGCUGGAUCUGAAGAUCCUUCUUGAUGAACUGUCUUCUACUAAACACUGGGCGUCCAUGCAUGUCUCAGACCACAGUGGAUUUCACUAUCGCCAGUUCUUGCUAAAGUCAUUGAUUAGCCAGACUACGAUAGACAGUGCUGUACCGCAGCACAACUCUUUGAAAAGUGAGCCAAAAGAUGAAGCAGCGGCAGCCUCAACAGAGGAGCCAAGUGUGAAUCUUCCCCAGCUCCUAGAAGAAGAGGUGGAAUUCUGCACAGAUCUUAUUGAUUCCUAUCCAGGACAUGAAACCCUUUGGUGUCACAGGCGGCACGUUUUCUACCUUCAGCAUCACUUAAAUGGCAGGCUCCCUCCCAACCUGACUCACCUGUCACCUGCAGACUGCCCUGGGGGCGCUUUGAAUGACUCGCUCCAGAUUCCAACAAGCCCUCAACUAUCUCAGGCAAUGGAAGUGGACGGACUGAGUGACUCUAGCAAGCAAGGCUAUUCCCAGGAAACCAAGCGCCUGAAGCGGACCCCAGCUCCAGACUCCCUAGGCCUGGAGAUGGAGCACAGGUUUAUUGAUCAAGUAUUGUCCACUUGUCGGAACGUAGAGCAAGUCAGUUCAGCUUAAGAAUAUUAAUCCACCCGCAGAAGCACUUGGCGCUGACUGCAGUUCUGAGAACACAAUGGCUACACGGGUGGAUGGGAGGACGUCAGCCACUUCCCUCUCAAGCGUGUUCUCCCGUUAUCCACUCAGAACCAAAGCCAGGAGGGUUGGAAUUUAUAUAGAAAAAAAAAAUAAAUUGCUUCCAAUGUAAUCUAUUUUUUAAAUGAUUAUUUAAAAGAAACUAAACUAAUUUAAGAGUUUAUGUAAUUGUAGUACUGAAAAAUUAUUUUUAUUACUAGUUUUGAUAGAUUGUUUUUACCUCGCAUUUGGUAUAUGCCAAAACAGCAAGUCAGCCCUUAUAAAAUAAAUUCUUUUUUUAAAAAAAAACCCACAAAUGCCAUUUUUAGUUAUUACUAAUUUUUUUCCUUCUAAAGUCACUCAUGAAAGUGGGACACAGAAAUGUAGUCCUGUAAAGCUUUUUUUUAAAAAAAGAAGUAAAUAAAGAAUUACUGAGGUUGUGCUGGAUAAACUGCAAGGUUUUUUGUCAAGUGGCUAGUCAGAGUUGACGGGCACAAGUCUAGGGAGGAAGACGGGUUUUGAGCAUUUAGUUCAGUUUUUACUUUUCAAAUGAAACCCUGCUCUUUGAUACUGAAUUCAUCAGGGAUAAGUACCAAAGUGCACGCUGUAGCUCUAUCUCAGCAACAAGGGCUGUGCUCUCAAGGCUGGAGAAGUCGGGGGUGAGGGGGAUGGGUCCAGUCUCCUUCCUUCUGACAUCCACCCCUUCAGAGGAGCCGUGAUUCCUCUGUGUGUACACCUUCUCUUACCUUGCCAGUCCAUUCCCUACUUUCCGUCACUCACUGGCCCAUAUUUUUUUCUCAUGUUCUUUUUUUUUUUUCAGGGAUGCCAACAGAAGCUAUUAUUACUGUUAUAAUAGCUUAAUACCUAUCUAUAAACACAGGGAGUAUGAGUAAAAGGUGUCCCUCUCAAAUUCCCUUUUCAUGGCUGUCUUGGUUAGGGUUCCUAUUGCUGUAAUGAAAUGCCGUGACCAGGAGCUGAGUCAGUGGCCAUGGAGGAGUGCUGCUUACUGUCUUGCUCUAUGGCUUGCUUGUUCAAUUUUCUUGUUAGGAGCCCAAGGGGUGACACCACUUACAUCGAUCUGGGCCCUCUCUCGUCGGUGCCUAAUUAAUCCGCUAUAGGCUUGUCUACAGCAGGAUCUUCUGGAGCAUUGUGUCAAUUGAGGCUCUCACGUCUCAGAUGACUAGCUAGGAUCAGAUUGACAUAACACUAGCUGGCUCGGAUCCUGUGUAUGUGCAAAAUGCAAGCUAUGAUUGCAGAAAUAAGCCAAGCCAUCAUGUUUGGCGUGCUCUCCUUUCUCAAGCUUGGUUAUGUGCAUUGCAGGUGGAGGGACAGAAGGAAAGGCAAACCCCUCCUUCCUUGCUCUGGUGGACGCUUGUACUUGAGUUAGGCAUACUGCAUUAAGAGAAAAGAACAGACUUUUACUUGGGCAUCGUGGUCUUAUUGGGUGGCAGACUGCUUGGCUGGGUGACACUUAGGAAACCAUGAAGAAAUUUUUCUACUGGCCCCAGGAGAUAGAUCUUACUCUUUGGGGGCAAAGUUGUUUUUACUACCUUUAUUAUUUAGAUGAUAAUAUAUUUGCCAUUGUGAACAUAAUUCCAUAACCUUCUAUAUACAAAGCAUAUUUUGAAUCAUUAAAUACCUCAGGUUCUACAUGAACCUCUAUAGGAAAAACCAUUACAUGAUGUGUAGGUCCUCUGAGAUUGAGAAGUGACACAAAUGACAUGCAGCUCCUGUAGCCGGACCCUAUCUCGACUCAGUCUUACCUUCUCUUCUCAGCAUCCGUCUUAUGUCCCAAGUAAUAGGGCUUACCUUUGAUAUAGUAUGUGUCAGAACAUGAACAUAGGCUAUGCCUUAUGAACAUCAGCUAAAUUUUUAUAGUGCUUCAUGCCUUUUUAUAUCUCCUAUUCAGCAUCUUGAUCAUCUAGGUGUCAGCUGCCUUCUUCUAAGGCUCGGCCCACACCUUCCCAAAGCCGUAGAGUCCUCUAAUAUACCGUGAUUGCAUCUUCCUAGUAAAGUUGGAAGUAGGUAGUAAAAAUGCAAAUAGCGAAAAGAUCCUGUUUCUGUGUGGGUUUUGUAUGCUACAUUAUUUCUGAAAUUAGCAUUUUUGAGUGUUCAUUCACAGGACUUAGGAUUUCUCUGGAACUUUCCCCUACGCGUUUGGCAUUCACCUUUACUAGCAAGCUACUGUGUCUUUGACCAAAUGAAUUCAUGCAGUAGAAAAGGAAAAUAUGUCUAAUUUAGGGGCUUGUUUAGUCAUAUUCCUCAACACAUAUCUUACUGUUAGAAGGAAAAGAUAGUUUGAUUGGCACAUUGCAUCUGGUUUUACUCCUGUGGAUCAAGAAAACCACUGACACACAACAAGCAGUAAGAUCUAUGAUCUUCACCAUAACCCCGCCCUACAUGUCUUUGUUUUUAAAGUCUAUUCUGGUAAUUGUCUUGCCCAAUUAUAUUCAUAUGCCUUGCAUAUCAAAAGGACUUAGUAACUAUCUAUUAAUGAUUAAUUAGCUCUUUGAAGAAGGGAAAGAUUGUUCUUGUUCAUAAAUGAUGGAAUAAUGAUCAGGAAAUUAAUGAGUUAUAAGUGAGUGAUGUGGGCUAGCUCUGCUGUUCUUAAGGAGAGCUCCCAUGUGUAAAAAUCAGUGAGAUUUAGAUUUGCUGUCUUCAUUACCUUGCUUAGAUUUGUUACCACUCAGCUGUGAGGUGGAGCGCUAGAAUUCUCCUAGCUGUUCUUUAUCUACACUAAAAAUCCUCAGUCAAUAAAAUCCACUUGAUAGGAUUAUUGUUUUCUUUCACUAGACAGUGUUGGAGAGCAGAUCUUGCAUAUAGCACCAGAGGCACAUCUGAUCAGCUGGGAUAAUUCUUGGCCUUUAGGGACUUGUUGAUGUGCAUUUGUGCAGGAAUCAUCCUGAUCCCCAACUUGAACUGUGGACCUUGUAGGGACUCCUUGAACCUGUCUGUGUGAGUCGUUUUGUAAACCUAAGGCUUUUAUACCUUCCUGUAGAAGCUUUGGGCCCAGACUUUCAUCACCUUUUCUUACUCGUAUGGCACAGCUCUAACUUAAGUUAUGCAUGCCAUUAGUACUUUCCUCUUUGUUUUUGUGGUGCUGAGGCUCAAGCUGAGAUUUAUUAUCAGUCAUAGAAGUAAAUGUGUACAGAUUAUCACCAGAAGCCACUUAUAGUUUCAAAUAAGGGCUAUGUAACAUACAAUGCAGAAGCGAGCUUUUGAGUUUAUGUGCAGUGGUCUGUAGAAUGCAUAUGUGGUAGACAAUGUUAGUUCAGUAAUGUUCAGCUCCUCCCAGUUCACACUCUCUGUGUGUGUGUGUGUGUGUGUGUGUAUACAAAUAGUCAGUCCUGCAGUUUUAUUUAGCACAAGAUGGUGUGUGACAUGAGCCAAAUGCAACUUGAGAGUAGACCCACCAGGGAGGAGCCUCUCCCUUGGCUCCCUAAUGGGGUUAGGGAAGACUCAGCUGUAAAAUGAAGAGUGAAAAAUCCGUCCCCUUUUUCUUCCUCCGAAAAGCUUUUUGGGUUUACUGUUAUUUUCCUACUCAAAAUUUUUAUCUUAAAAAUUUUAAAUGUUUUAUUCUAAAUUUUUUACACUGUAAAAACUUUGUCUUAAAUGAAACUGCAAACACAAGCAAUGUCUUUGCUCCCCCACCCCCAGCACACAUAGUCUGUAAUGAGCUCAUGCUUAUUAGAGAAGCAUGGUGGGGUACCGGGAAGUUUCAGCAAACUCAGUUUUAUAGAAGCAGUGAGCAAGAAAAAAACGACCCCAAGAAUUCCACAUACUGUCAUCCAAUGUCUUCUUUAAAAUAACUCUACAUUGUGUUGAGUGCCUUUCUAACUUCAAUGUGUGGUACAAGGUUAUCUUAUACUGAACUCUUGUGUUUAGGGAGUAAAAAGUGUAGAAAUUUUAUCAGCUUAUUGUGUCACAGUGAGAUAUACUUACUGGCGAAGUUAGGGUCUUUUGAUUUAUAUUUCAUCAAUUGGCAAUUUUUUGUACCCUACCAAGAACAUCAAGAGUUAGAAUUAAUUUUCUGUCUCUCAGACAGCUAACAUUGUGAGUUUUAGAGGCAUCAUAAUUACAGGGCAGUGUGCAAAUAAUUGAAGACACAAAAGCUGUGUAGCCUAUGCUUGAAGAGAAGCAGGCACACAAUGCACUGCCGAGAGAGAGAGAGAGAGAGAGAGAGAGAGAGAGAGAGAGAGAGAGAGAGAGAGAGAGAGAGAGGAGAGAGAGGUGUUGUCCCAAGUGACCCUUUGCCUUAUUCUAAGAACAUGCCUUUCUCCCAAAUUCAGACAUGGGGGUAGGAUAGUUAAAAGGGGGAAAAUGGGACUGGCUAAUACCAAAAGAAAAGGUAAAUACUCAAAUGAAAUUUCAAGUUUUGUGAAUUUGUGUGUGGAAGGGGAGGGGAGGCCUGUCAUAGUUCAUGAUAGCAUAUAGUUUUCUUUAUGGUUUCUUAAAAAUAUAGUAAAUAUUCCAAAGUGCUUUGCAGAGAGUUCUUGAAUAAUACAUCUCUAUUUUGUGUUCAUAAUUGAUGUAUAAACCAGUGUCUCCUGUGUGGCUUUAGGGUGGGAGGGGAAUUCUCAGGCUCCCUACAUCUCGACCCUCUCAGGCCAUCCCUGUCACCACGAAACAACUAGAGGCUGGUGGUUUAAAAAGAAAAGGCAGUUAGGUUGCUCUGCUGAAGAAACAGUGUCCUUCAAAGGAUGUUAGCUGUAUAUAGUUCAUGCUUUCUGAACAAGAGCAUGAGCCACAAAGCUGACCCUGACCUUUAUUAGUCUCUUGUUAAUCUCAGGGUGUAGAAGAUUUAACCAAUUUAGAACAACAUUUUAUAUUCUGUGGCCAAAAAGAAAAGGCAAAAUAUGCUAAUUACAUUGCUAGCUAUUAGUGUGCGAAAUCUAAUAUGGACCAUCUUGCCGCUUGUCCUGUAGUUGUAGUGAGACUGUUAUCAAAAACGUUGCUAUGGAGAGAAUAUCUGUGUUUUGCAAACUGACAGCUGUUUUGCUUCCCAAGGCUGCUUUUUCUCUGCAAGUGUAAGAUGCAAGACAGACAGGUUCAGUAUAUCACAUAGUGCUGUGCAUAUUGUGAGAAAUUAACAAAUCCGAACUGAUAAAUGCUGGAGAAGGAAUAUGACUAGCAUAUCUCUAUCUUAGCAUUGCCCACAUAUGGGUGAGCUAUACAAUUUUAUAUGAGAUAUACAUUAUGUUUAAUUAUAUAAGGCAAGAUACACAAUUGUAUAACAUUGCAACCAAAGUUGAGGUUCUUUUUAAGUAUCUAAAUGUGUGUGUGCGCGUGCGUGUGCGUAUGCACAUACAUACAUCUACCAAGAUCUAGAGCUCAGGCUUACAUGAUUUUUUUACACAAAAGAUUUAUGCAAUGAAUUUUUAUUUUCAUAUUUGCUCAAAGUAUUUUAAUUUAAGACAAUUUUCUUGACAGACAACCUCCUCCAGUAAAGUUGGAAACUGACAUGUGUCCAUUUACCCUAUUUAAAUAUUUGUGAAAACUGAUUAUGUGUUUGUAUGUUUAUAUGUUAUUCUGUUUUUCUCCAAUAUUGUUAAGGAUUUAGCCUUUAUUUUAUGCCUAGCAAUCACUUUCCUAAAGGCACUGAGCAGUGCAACACAUGCUCUGCUGAUGACAGUGAAGUGAUACAUAAUACACGUGUCGUUGGUGCAAUGUGCCGACUACUCACAGGACACUCCAGCAUCCCCUAGAAGCAGUCAUUUGUCCUCACAUUCAAUGUCAUGCAUUUAAGGCAGGCGGCUUUGUGUUGGUUACAGAAGUGAUAUAAAUGGGGUGCAAAUAGCAACAGUUCAGUCAAUAAGUACUUAGCUAUUGCUCUAGCAUCAGACUAACUUAGCUCUCACCAAGGAGACAGUUGCCAUCUCUUCUCUGAGGAAUAUAUCUGUAGUGUGAUACGUUACACAGUGAUAAAUGCUAUUACAUGACAUGAAUUAUUACACUUGUUUUUUUAGGCUGGCUUUAGAAACAUAAUAAAGAUAUUAUUUAACAGAACCAUGGCAUGAAAACAAGAGUUAGAAGAAGUUUGAGCAGUAUCUCCCUGUAAGAGGCACAUUUAAUAAAUGUCUCAAGGUGUCAGCAGAUGCAGAACCAUGCUGCUCUUUAUAUAUUGGCAUAUUCAGGACUUUAUACUUUAUUUCAUUUCUCUCUAAUUCUAGUUGCUUUGCAUUGUCUUAAAGGUGAUAAUGAUAACAUGGGAACUUAGGCUGAGUAACUUCAUAUAAUUUUCUCAGAAUAUAUUUGACAUGAGGAAGAAUUUUUUUAUCAGUGGUAUUGUAGUUUAGUUUGGGUGCCUAUUCUGAGUUGACCUGAUGUAGAAGAUUAGACAGUUUUGAAACAGACAUUCCUACCUGACCCGUGAGGAACCAAGUGUAGUGCAAGUGUGAUUAGGCUUUGGCCUCUGGUGAGCUCCCUGGUGCAUGGUCCUGUAUUGGCUGUAGUCACUUUGUACUUUUGCUGUAUUUUGUUCUAGAAGAGUAAUGGGGUGUACACUAGACUAGAUCACAUUACUGUUUCUGAGCUGGAAACAAUAAAAAAUAAGGUGUCUAAGUAUGCCAAAUAUUUAUAUACUGCUAUAAAAGCUAAGAGGAAGACUUUUCAAAAGUACAGAAAUUACUUUUUCUAAACUCCAGUCUUUGUAUGCUAGUUAAUUGCUUAGUUCAACAUUAUAAAACUAUGGGACUUUCACUGAAGAGAAAGAUCUCAGAUACUAUAUAUUCUAUUAUCAGAAUUCACCAUCUGUGUUAGUUUACAUUGCUUGUAGAUUUUCCAAAAAGAGCCUUCAGUGGGCUAUAGUUAACAUUGGGCACAUUAGUGUAAUCACGGUACACUGUAGAUCCCAGACAUUAGUGUGACUGGCUUGUUCUCCUGGGAAUAGCUGUCCUCACUGACAGAUACCACUUUGCCUGGUAUGGCAGUCUGUAUCGAAGUUCCUUUAGCUCUUAGUAUAGCAACCCACAGUUUUAAAAGGAUGAAAACUCAUGAAUUCUUUACAGCUAAAGUGUAUAUUCUGGAUGGGAAUAAGAAAAACUUUUGUACAAAGGUAUGUGCAAAGUACACUUGUGGUAUUUUGGGGUUUAGUACCCCAGGAUGAUUAAAUUAUGCUAAAUUCUAAGAUUAUCACUUGGACUUUUGGCUAAGAUUAAAUGUAAAUUCUAAGAUUAACAUAUCAUGUAUUGUCUAUAACUGGGUGUUCAAUGGAAAUGUAAUGUGAGCCCCAAAGGUAUUACAAUUUUCUAGUAGCAAUGUUUAAGACAUAUAAUUAACUUUUAAUAACAUAUCUUAUUUAACUUAAUCUAGUAAAACACGCUUUCAAUAUUCAUCAAUGUAACAAAAUUAAGGAGCCAUCUAGCGCCUUUUCUCCCUUUAUAUUAGUCUUCACAAUUCAAUGUGUGGUUUGCACUCACGCUGCCCCUCCACUGCAGCCAUGUUUCAUGCCCUCAGGCUCCACGUGUGGCCAGGGGCUGCUGCUGCAGACACAAUGCAGAUUUAUAGGCUACAAAGUAUGAAUCUGUUUAAAUUUGGAGGUGACAGAUGGACAUGAAAUUUCGAUCCUUUAAGGAUUGUUUAGAAAGAAAUCUAAUGAAGUUUUCCUUCAUUUUAAGUUAACUUUGUUCUAGAAAUUGGAUCAACCUGAUCUAAUUUGCCAAGCAUUAUUUGAAGAAGAAAUCCUGUGCCAUGCAAAAUACCUCUAGGAUUGUUGUAAAGUACUGACGGUAGAAUAGUGACAGUCUUCGGUCUUCACUAAAGUCUGUCCUGUUUCUUCAAAGCAUACCAGCUUGAGUUGCAUGCUUAGUGCAUAUCCGGACUUGUUUGCUUCCCAUUAUUCUUGUUAUAUAAUGAUGUAUAUUAACCAGCAGCCCUAGGAUUCUAAUCUAUGCAGCUGUCUGCCAGAACAUAAUGAUGUACCUAUUAAAUCAUGGUAAAUAGAAGAGAAAUAAGUUGAACCAUUUCUUUCCCCAUUAGAAUUGUUUUUUAACAUGUGGCCAUGUACCAAACCAGCUGUAAAUUAGUGUAUUUCUGUAGAAUAUGGAAACGGUGUUGUCUUUGAUGAUGUCUGAGUAAACGUUACCUCUCCUAAAGCAAGCGCUAUGUGUGUUUCAUCUCCAUGCAUGUUAAACUUGGCUGCGGUUAUCUGUCAAGAUGCCCAGCUGACUGCUUUGAUUGUGUUAGAUGGAUGAACUAUUGUCUGAAAAAAAAAACUGACAACUGACUAUCAUAUAUAUACAAAGCAUAGAACAUUAAAAAUCAAACUCAGAGAAACUACAUUGUUGUUUUUAAAAUAUAUUAACAGUGACAGAUUGAUUUAGGAAAGUCAUUAUGUCCAGAUAUACUUUAUUUUUCUGUAUUCAAGUGAAGGUAUAACGUGAGAUGUUACUAGCCUUACACAGUGUCUGUGCUGUAAGCAAGAAAUGGCAGCUACUUACACUUCAUGAAGAAGCCUCUAGAUGGACCCAGAAAAGUAGCCAGGGAAGUAAACAUUUAUUUCACUCAGAUUUUAGUACUUCAGAAGGUUGUUUGUGGAGAAGGCUUUGUUAACAACACCGAUUACGUUAGCAAUGAUAUGCUAUUAUCAAUGCAUGUUUGUAUAGGAAGCAGGCUGUGCAGUUUAUGUUUGCAUCAUUCCAAAGAGCAGGGUGUGUGUUUGUUGUAACUAAUGUGGUAGAGAAAGUAGUUUAUUAAAGACAGUCUUAAUUUAGAUUAAUAGUCAGACAGUAUAAAUAUGACAAAAUUGGUAUUAGAAAAAUGCGUCUCUGGGAAAUCAUACUGUUUAACAGCAUGUUUCUCCAAAUGCAUGGUUAGUACUAGUAACGUGGCUGGCACGCCAGCCGGCUGAGUCAGUCUGAGGGUCGUUUGCUGUUGGUCUGCACUCAGCACAUGCAGCACUUUCUUUGUGCUAUAAUUUCAAAAGGAGUUUUACUUUUAGCAUUGCAUUAUGUUAAAAAGAAAAGCAAGUCCAUGUUUGACAUGAACAAACAACGUAGCUCCUGUCUCCCAGGCACUCCUUCCCAGUGGCCAGGCUGGGUAUCAGCUUUGAGCCACAGUGUUCUUACAUGAGAGUCACCCUAUUGCGUGUGUCAUGUGUAAGGAUAGCAGGAAAUGAAGGGCUGCUUGCUCCCUCUUCAGAGCCUCAGAGAAAUCAAUGGUCAGCAGAUGUUCCUCCACAGAAAGAUUCUUGAGGAAUAUUAGCCUCCAGGAUAGACAGAAUUUAAUGCUUUAAAGUCGACGUGUUCAGUAUCAAAGUACUCGGAGUCACAAAAGGCUUCCUAUUCCUCUGGGAAUGACAGUGAAAGGUCUGCCUCGUGACUCAGGAGCUAGCGAGCUGUCAUGUUUUGAUGGUUUUCUUUUUUUUUUUUUUUUUUUUAAGUUGCUAGUGAUCUAAGCACACACAAUUUUGAAAGAAAAUUAGAUCAUUUAAUAAACGGGGUUGGUAAACCUGUUAAUCACCCAUUUGUUUUAUUUCCAAAUAAAUUUUGUAAUUUUACCAUCUACUUUGGUCCCUUGGCGGGAAAUGUCCAGUUCUCUGAAGACAUCUGACCUGUGUCCAUUAUAUGAUACGCUUCCGUUAAUUCAGUGAUGCCAUGGGGGGAAACAUGAAGGCAUUCUAUAUAGCACUUACAGCAAUAGGAAAUCACAAAAACUGACAGUGGGUUGGGCAAACCGCUAAGAGUGCCAGAUUGUGUGGGAAAUAGCCUACAAUUCAUUUCACUUUUGGAGGAAGUUAGAAAACUGUAUGUAAAGUAAGGUCCUAGCUUUUUUAAAGCAAGUUUUAAAAAUUUCUUUUCAGUUAUUAAAGAACUAACUUACUGAACAGGAGUAAAAUUAUUGGUGAAAAAAAAUAGUUGUUUUUCUAGUGUAAAUAGGAAAGCCUGCUUAAACCAGAACACUAAUGGAAAAGGUCUUCAAAGUAGCUAAGGGAAAGGAUUAAGAAAAACAAAAAACACUUUUGAAGAGGAACAUUGAAAUUAUCCUUGUGAUUGAUAAGAAUUUUAAGUAAAGCAUGUUGAGGACUGUAGGUAAAUACACACAUGUACACAUAUACACCCUGUGCGCACACACACACAGUUCUACUCAGGUAAAACCUUAAAAUCAGAUUCUGACAUCCUAGAAGAGGGCAAAGAAGGAAGGGGCUGGAGAGGUGGCUCAGCAGCUGAGAGCUCACUGAACUUGAUUCCCAGUUCCAUCUGUAGCGCCUGCCUCACGGGAUCCAAAACUCCCUUGUAGCCUCUUUGCUCAGAGACUCUCAUGUGCACAUAUCCUACAGACUUACACAUGUGCAUGUAAUUAGAAAUAAAAUGUUAAAAUCCUGAAGAUAGUGGCAUCCUGACCGAGACCAGAAUAAGAUGAGAGAUGCAGAUGUUACUGGUUGGGUUCUUUGUUUAUUUUGCCUGUGCAGUGAAAACAUCUUCACAUACACACAUGUACUUGGAUAGCAAUUCUCUGAUUAUUAAGUGAGACAAAACUUUGAAGACAUCAAGGGUACCCUAUUCAUAAUUAGAAAAUACAGAAACUAUUUUUCCAUUGUUGAUCUAUAGAUUCAAUACCAUGUCAACUCCAAUGGACUUUCUUUCACAGACAUGGGCAGGUUAUAUGGAAAUACGGAUAUGUUCAUUAUCUUGUGGUAUUAGUUUCACAAAUAUAUUUGUAAAGGCUUAUUAACUGUUGUAUAUAUGUUUUGUUUCAUUUAUUAUAUGUCAAUUGUACUGUAAAGCUGGUAAAAAUAUAAAUAUUCUAUUGAUAAUAGUUUGUGUAAAGUGGGUACUAAAUAAACAAUGAUGUUUACAAAAAUAUAGAGCAAUAAAAAGAAUUUAGUAUAGUUGUAACAAUCCUUUAAGAUUUAUUCAUUUUUAUUUUAUAUGUGUGAGUGUUUUGCCUGCAUAUAUGUAAGUGUACUACAUAUAUGCAGUGCCCCAUAGUCAACAGAUUUGGGGAACUGGAAUUACAGAUGGUUACGAACCACCACGUGGAUGCUAGGAAGUAAAACAAGGUCCUCUGAGAGAACAGCAAGUAUUCUUGGCCACUGACCCAUCUCUCCAUCACCUAGCUGAAGCAUUCUUGUCAAAGGGAUAGCUCACUGUAAAGCCACAAUAAUUAAACUAUAGCAGCAUAAGACUACUAGAUAAACAGACCAAUGGAACCAAACAAGGAGUACAGAAACACGCCUUUAGAUGUUCUGCUAAUUUUUGUCCUGACCAAGGCACCAUGCCAUUUCACUAGGCAAGUUAAAUGAUAACUACUGCUAUGUCCACAUGGAGAGAGGAUCUAUUGUGGCUACCUCACAUAAAGGUAACUUUAAAUGAACCAUGAUAUGGACCAAACGGCCUAGUCCGUAAUCUAUAAAGAAAUAAGAGAACAGAUUUACAAUGAGGAAGGCAACAUUUUUGUGAGGGAAGAAACAAAAGGGUACCAAUAAGUAUGCAUUUCAAAAAUAAAGUGGAGAAGCUGAGGUCUCAUGCACCGUAUGGUUACACACACAUUCAAAGAAGACCCAAGAGGAAGGCUGCUCUGUCCUCGAGUUCUUCACAAGCAAGACAGAAAGGCUAAGACAGAGCUGGGACCCUCCUGACAGAAUGCAGGAAGUCUAUCAUGGAAUGCAAAAUGGAGGCCUGUCAGUUCAAAGAUCUUCCCUGCCUGGCCUCUGCGCCAUUGAAAGACUUCACCGGAUACAAAGAAAAUGAGACCUUAAUGCUUCCAGAAGGAUGACAAACAAUUUCACAGCAAGUUUGGGAAUAUGGUGGAGAAACAGAGCUGGCUCAUUUUACAAAAUAUCCACCUUUCAACCAAAAUAUUACAAAGCACAGAUAGAAACAGUAUAGUCUAUGCCCAGGCUUAAAAGAAAAAUAGGACCCAGACAUGGUCUCAGAACAGCCAAACAAUAGACGUACUCAGCAAGACUUAAAGCAGCUGUUGUAAAUUGGUUCUGAAGUGACCAGACUUAAUUGAAGAAAACAGGAGAACUAUAAACAAAGAGAGGGUUUAAAGUUCUGCAGUUUAUACUGAAAUUUUUCAUUAUGAUAAUAAUCCACCAAAAAAAGGUCUGAAUU
Molecule: messenger RNA, 13445 nt
Organism: Mus musculus (house mouse)
Lineage: Eukaryota; Metazoa; Chordata; Mammalia; Rodentia; Muridae
Gene: Ptar1
Product: protein prenyltransferase alpha subunit repeat containing 1
Exons: 8
Coding region: 97-1335 (412 amino acids)
Molecular function (GO): protein prenyltransferase activity; transferase activity; prenyltransferase activity
Source: RefSeq, a predicted model, not a curated record